AUGCUUGUUUAUCCAGCAUUUUCAAAACAUUCUGAUCCGAAUUUAUUUGGUCCUGAUCCAUAUGAAUAUAAAUAUGAUCGAUUUGUCAAAAAACUCAAUGAACCAAAAGCUCCUUCACUUAUGCUCUUUGGUUGUGGCAGUCAUAUGUGUCCUGGACGAUAUUGGGCUAUAAAUGAAAUUAAAAUAUUAGUAGUCCUAAUUGUUCAACAUAUGGAUAUUGAAUUUGUAAAUAUGACAGAGAAAGAUAAAGAUAACUAUCGAAAAAAAUUACCAUAUGAUUAUGCAAAACUUGUUAGUAGUGGUGGACCAACAAAAGAUCAUCUACAUAAAUUUGAUGUGAAAUAUUCAUACAAAAAUUUGGAUAUUGAAUAA
Molecule: messenger RNA, 372 nt
Organism: Rotaria sp. Silwood2
Lineage: Eukaryota; Metazoa; Rotifera; Eurotatoria; Philodinida; Philodinidae
Source: the annotation of a GenBank genome assembly